AUGCGCUUUACCAAGAAAAACAGCAAGAAAGGUCUGAAGAAGAUACAAGCCAACAAGGCCAUGAGCACAGGUGCCGGGGCCACCAAGGCCCUCAUCAAGCCCAAGGAGCUCAAGCCAAGGGUCCCAAAGGGUGGGAGCUGUGAGCUCAGUCGACUUGCCUACAUCGCUCACCCCAAGCUUGGGAAACAUGCUUGUUCUCACACCACCAAGGGGCUCAGGCUCUGCCCGCCCAAGGCCAAGGCUGAAACCAAGCCCCAGGCUGCAGGUGUAGCUGCAGCUCAGGCUCAGGCUCCCACUCCCAAAGCUGCCCAGACCCCCACGAAGGCUCCAGAGCAGAGACCUCUGUCUGCUGAUGUGAGCACGGAAGGACUGGUGUGA
Messenger RNA from Myotis davidii, 378 nucleotides. Its product is annotated as 60S ribosomal protein L29-like. Lineage: Eukaryota; Metazoa; Chordata; Mammalia; Chiroptera; Vespertilionidae. The record is from RefSeq and is a predicted model, not a curated record. Bases 1 to 378 code for a protein of 125 amino acids. The transcript has a single exon.